Plasmodium malariae is the source of this 1569-nucleotide messenger RNA. Its product is annotated as RNA pseudouridylate synthase, putative. The coding region runs from base 1 to 1569 and encodes 522 amino acids. Gene Ontology annotation, biological process: pseudouridine synthesis. Gene Ontology annotation, molecular function: pseudouridine synthase activity; RNA binding. NCBI's taxonomy places the organism in Eukaryota, Apicomplexa, Aconoidasida, Haemosporida, Plasmodiidae. The transcript has a single exon. The record is from RefSeq and is a predicted model, not a curated record.
AUGUUAGUAGCAUCAAAUAUAAUAAGAUGGAAACUUCGAAGAUGCAAAGUCAGUUCUAGGAGUAGCUUAAAACGUUUUUAUCGAUAUAUAUGUAAUGAAACAAACGAAGAAAUAAUUACUCAUGUAUAUGACAAAAAAAUAUAUGAACAGAACGUGCACUUAUAUGAACAGUGCAAAAGCCAUAUUGACUUGAAACAAAAUAUAUAUUAUGAUUAUUUUUUUAAAGAAAAUUACAUACUGCCCAUUCAUAAGAAAAAUGUGUUAAGUAGGGAAUGUCUGAAUGGAAAAAGGAAUGAAAAAAAAUUAAAUAUAUAUUCCUUUGAAAACAAAUGUGCUAUUUCGGAUGAAAAGGUAAAACGAGAAGAAUGUGUUCAUGAAAUGUACGCUCCGUUAAGAGUAGAAUAUUUAGAGGAGUAUAAAAAUUGGGAUAAAAAAAUUAAAAAGGAAAAGGGGAAAUUUUUAGAAGAGAAAAAGGAUAAUAAGCUAAAUGUAGACGAGCCUAAAAUAGAAAAAACCAAAAGAAAAAGCAAAGACAAUAUUGUAAAAGUUAAGGAGGAUGAAGAAGAAAAUCGAAAAGAGGUAAGAGAUGAAAAAAACAAAUCUGUCACAAAUAAAUGUAGUGCCAUAAAAAUAAGUGAGAUGGUAGAAAAAAAAGAAGCACCCGCAUCCUCAUUAGCAUUAGAUAAUAUAAUUUUAAAUGCUCCUUAUAAUAGAACAUACGCUAUUAGCAGUGAUUUAACUAGUAUAUAUAUAGAUAACAGUAAACACUUUCAUUGUGAUAAUGGAAAAGAAGAAGAAGAUACGGAAAUGAAAAUUUGCCAAUACUGUUCUUAUAAAGGCAUAUGUAGCUCGAGGUUUGCCUUCAACAAUUUAAAGAAAGGAAUUCUUAAAGUUAAUGAUAAAAUUGUUUAUGAAAAUGUUAAUGUUUCCCUUAAUGAUGAUAAGAUCGAAUUAACAAAAGAAGGAAAAGAAUUCUUAAAAAAAUAUAAAAUCACUAUCAUUAUUAAUAAGCCUAAAUAUUACCUUUCUCUUUCAGCUGAUAACAAAUCAAAUAAAAAAUUACUGGUAAGAAAUUUAAUAAGAAAUGAAAAUAAAUACAUUGAAGAUGAACAUAAAUGUAUGAGUUAUUUUAUUUAUAAAAAUGUUAAUAUUGAAAAGGUUAAUAAUUUAUAUGUGUGUGGCAGACUGGAUGCAAAUUCAAGCGGGCUGCUAAUUUUUACGCAAAAUACUUUAUCAAGUAAUUACUUAUUACAUAAAUAUAAAUAUAAAAUUGAAAAAGAAUAUGAAAUCAAAACAUACAAUGAAAUAAAAGAAAUAAAUUUAAAGUUACUACGAGAAAAUUUAUUUAUUGAUGGUAAAUUAAUAUAUAAAUGUCAUGUACAAUAUAUAGAUAGUUUUACACUAAAAAUUAAAUUAUACCAAGGAUUUCAUAAAAUGAUAAGAAAAUUAUGCUUACAGUCAAACAUUAAAAUAAAAUCCUUGCAUAGGGUAAGAAUAGGCGGAAUUCACUUGAAUAAUUUGCCCAUGGGGAAAUGGCGUUUCCUUAUGCCCAAUGAGUUUUUCUUCUGA